Molecule: messenger RNA, 1650 nt
Organism: Phialemonium atrogriseum
Lineage: Eukaryota; Fungi; Ascomycota; Sordariomycetes; Cephalothecales; Cephalothecaceae
Product: peroxin-3
Exons: 3
Coding region: 1-1650 (549 amino acids)
Biological process (GO): protein import into peroxisome membrane
Cellular component (GO): peroxisomal membrane
Molecular function (GO): protein-macromolecule adaptor activity
Source: RefSeq, a predicted model, not a curated record
AUGUUCGCCGCAACCAGGCGAUGGGUUCGUCGCAACAGAACCCCCCUGGCCAUAGGUCUGGGUGUCGUGGGCGCCGGCUACGUGGUCACGCAGUAUGUCCUUAGCAAGAUCAACGACGCGCGCGAGCGCAUGAGCAGCGAUCGCAUCGCCAAGGAGAACCUGCGACGCCGCUUCGAGCAGAACCAGGAGGACUGCACCUUCACCGUCCUUGCGCUCCUUCCCACCGCGACGACUAACAUCCUGGAGGCGAUGAAUACGGAGAAGAUCACGUACGAGAUUCAGCAGAUGAAGGGUUCCGCCGCCGCAAGGGCCGCCAAGAGCAUCGGCUCGAUCAGCCCGCCCAGCAUAUCCGAGGCGAACGCCACCGACGACGAUGGCCGGAGCAUGGUCAGCCUACAGAGCGAGAGCGGAGUGCAUGCGAGCCAGAUCGCGGUGCCGUCCCCGGCUACGGCAGCAGCAGCAGCGGACAACGCCGGGGAAGGUGCAGAUACGGGGGAGCAGACGGCGCAGAAGCCGCGCAGGACGAAGAGGCAGCUGUGGGAUGACUUGACCAUAAGUUCAAUCACCAGGGCAUACACUCUAAUCUACACACUCAGCUUAUUGACGAUGCUCACCCGGAUACAGCUGAACCUCCUCGGCCGGCGCAGCUACCUCUCCAGCGUGGUGUCGCUCGCGACCGGUAGCGCCCAAGCGACGAUCAGCCUGGAGAACAACGACGAUGACAACGCGGAGCAGGCAUACGGGAGCGACUUUGAGGUCAACCGCAAAUAUCUAACAUUCAGCUGGUGGCUGCUGAAUCGCGGCUGGGUCGACAUCAUGCAGCGAGUUGAGGCCGCCGUGCGUGAGGUCUUUGGCGACCUGAGCCCGAGGGACACCCUCACGCUCGAGACCUUCUCCGCCCUCACCAACCAGGUGAGGCGGCUGGUCGAGGGCGGGUCACCAGGCGGUGGCCGCGCAGGGACCCAGUGGCUCCCCUUCCUACUCCCUCCGCCCGACAUGGAGGAGCUCGUCCUCCGCGAGUCGGGCGUCAUGGAUGAUGACGACGACAACAACAGCGCGUCGCGGCCGCAGCAACAGCAGCAGCAGCAGCAGCCGACACUCGCCGACGGGUUCACGUCGGCGGCCGCGUCGGCGACGUGCGCCGCCUCGCUGCGCCACCUGCUCGACGAGACAGCCGACCUCGCCGAGUCGCCGUCCUUCGCGCACGUGCACGCCCAGCUCCUCGACGCGGCCUUCUCGCUCCUGCUGCGCGGGAAGCUCGCGCAAGGCGCGUUCGAGGCGUCCGUCCCCGUCACCGCCGGAGACCCCUCCUCUCCGGCGCACGCCAGCACGAGCAGCAAGGCCGUGCUCCUGCCAAAGGUCCUCUCCGUGCUGACGAGGCAGGCGCACGCCAUCGGCAACGGCAUGCCCAACGAGUACCUGCGGGAGAUGGAGGCGGUGCGGGACCUCGAGGGCUUCGCGGCCGUCGUCUACUCGAGCAACUGGGAGAGCGAGAUCGCGAGGGACGACGACGUUGGAGCCGGCGCCGGCUCGGGCCUGGGCCGGGCAGCGGCGGCGGCGUCUUCGUCAUCGGGUGCGGGCGAGGAGAGCCUUGUUGUCGUUGAUCCGACUCAGAACUUUGAGAGUGCCUGGGAACGGGCGGCUGGAUAG